AUGAAAAAAUGGGGAGACACUUUCAACAAUGACCUUGAACUCAUACAAGCCGAAGCUUCUUCAAUUGAUGCAAACACGGGUGAAGAAGUGACGUAUGGAAAAAUUUUUAAUGAAAGCGUACGAUGUGGAAUUUGGUUGAGAAAAAAUGGUUUACGUUCUAAUGAUGUCGUAUUUACUUGUUGUCAUAAUCGAAUAGACUCUUGCAUUCCAAUUUUGGGAACAUUCUACAAUGGUGCUACUUUUGCUAUUGGACACAAAGGAAUUUUUCCUCAAAGAACUAGAUAUCUCUUUAAAUUGUUGAAGCCAAAAUUUAUAUUCACCGAGGAGGAGGAAUUGAAAUUAUUUGUCGAAAUCGCUAAGGAAGAAAAUUUAAAUGUAAAGAUUGUAACAUUUACUAAAGUAUCAGACAACUUCUUUUUGAAAGAUAUUCUCAAUGAAUCGACAUCGAAUGAAGUGAAUGAAUUUUUUUCCAAGCCGCCAUCAAAUCCGAAUAAUGAUUGUAUCAUGUCAUUAACGUCCGGUACAACAGGUGAUUCAAAAAUUCUUUCACACUCCUAUAAGGCAAUUAUGGAAGGUCUUCUAGUAUUCAAUAGCAAUGAAGAUAAGAAAAAUGGUGUGUCACUCAUUUGUUUGCCUCUUUAUUGGAUGGCCGCCCUUAGGGUGAUGCUGAGUGAGAUUUUAAAUUUUACAACAACAAUUGUUGUCAGUGAAGUAAACCACAAUUUAGAUGAGGCUUUUCAAUUGAUCGAAAAAUAUAAGGUGACAAAAGUGCGAUUUUCUCUUGGCAUUAUGUAUAGGAUUUUCAAAUGGAAGAAACUAGAGACAUAUGACACAUCAACACUGAAAAUAUUGACAUUCAGUGGUGUUAAAUUACCACCGGAAAUGAUUCAAAUUUUGAUGAAAGUUGUGAAGAAUGGAGUUGUCGAACAAACAUAUGGUGCAACUGAAAUGUCAAUACCAAUGUGUCGUGGAAUAAUGAAUAAAAUCGAUAUAAACUCUUGCGGUUCUUUGUAUCCGAAUAUGUCAAUGAAAGUUAUUGACGUUAAAUCGAGUGAAAAUUUAGGACCAAAAGAAGCGGGUGAAAUUUGCUUUAAAUCACCCUACUUAAUGAAAGGGUACUUUAAAAAUCCAGCAGCUACUGCAGAGGCUAUCGAUUCUGAAGGAUGGUACCAUACAGGAGAUUUAGGCUACUUUGACGAAAAUGGAUUAGUAUUUUUUCAAGGAAGAGUCAAAGGUUGUACUGUAUUAUCAAACGGAAAUAUUGUUCCUCUAUGGUGUUUUGAGCGUGCAUUGUUUUGUAAUGCGGAAGUUUUGGAAACUUGCGUUUUCUCUAACGGAGAUGACAGUUUGGGCACUUUCAAAAUUUUCGCAUUUGUUGCCCUUCUUCCAAAUGCGCAGAUAACGGAAAAUGAACUUGUCGAAAUUGCUCAAAAUUGCAGUGAUGUCAAAUUACCGAUUACUGUGAAAAUUGUUGAUUCAAUACCAAAGACAUCUAAUGGAAAAUUUCAAAUAGAUGUAAGUGUUUUUCUAACAAUAAGUACUAUAUUUUGUUUUGGUUUAUUAUUCCUCUUACAAAAGCAUUCUUCUCUUAUAUUCGCACUUGAAUACACUGCGAUUUUGAAUUUUCCUACAAUUUUCUUCAGUAUUAACAUCUUCCUGAAGAGAAGACAAUUAUAUAUAUUAUAUCCCUUUUUUCGAAAGUGAAAGUAAUAUUUAUCUGUGAUAAAAAGUUAUUCCGCAAUUAAUUACAAAGGAAAAAUUCUAUAAAAUGGGAAAAAAAGUAGACGUUGAUGCUGGCGACGCUGAUUUGGGGAAAAUGUUUUUGGAUGCACUGAGAAGCAAACCUGAGUUUUUGGGACAG
This is a messenger RNA of Leptopilina heterotoma, 1861 nucleotides long. RefSeq names its product 4-coumarate--CoA ligase 3-like. The coding region runs from base 1 to 1704 and encodes 567 amino acids. The record is from RefSeq and is a predicted model, not a curated record. The transcript is spliced from 9 exons. Gene Ontology annotation, molecular function: long-chain fatty acid-CoA ligase activity. Gene Ontology annotation, biological process: fatty-acyl-CoA biosynthetic process; long-chain fatty acid metabolic process. NCBI's taxonomy places the organism in Eukaryota, Metazoa, Arthropoda, Insecta, Hymenoptera, Figitidae.